This is a messenger RNA of Mycotypha africana, 1110 nucleotides long. RefSeq lists its product as uncharacterized. The record is from RefSeq and is a predicted model, not a curated record. The transcript has 4 exons. Bases 128 to 1006 code for a protein of 292 amino acids. NCBI's taxonomy places the organism in Eukaryota, Fungi, Mucoromycota, Mucoromycetes, Mucorales, Mycotyphaceae.
UGUAUGGUAGGGACCUACAAAAUAGAGAAGCUUUGUGUCAUCUCUCUUUUUUUCCGCUAUUUUUGUUCCUUUUCAUUAAUACUAUCUCUUGAUUACUUACCCUAUCUCGCUAUCCGAAAGAAGAAAAAUGAUUACUGACAUCCAUGGUCAUCCUGUCGAAGAAACCCUAAAGACCGAAGGUUAUGUUAUUAUUGAUGGGUUGAUUCCGUUAGACUUGUUUGACAAGUUGAAGGAAGCUUGUGAUCGCGUGGUAGAGAAAGCCAGACAAGGAGAAUGGAAAUACCGCCGAUUAGUGGGUACACAAUUUCCACCUUGGACUGAAGGCACAGACGUUUGGGGUGUACAGCAUUUGAUGCACCCUGAAUUGAAUGAACCUGUUUUCGCCGACUGGUAUGGCUCAGCUAAAUUACAAGAAACCGUAUGCCAAUUAUUGGGCACUAAACCUGAAGAAUUACAAUUAGAACUUUUCAAUCUGCUGAUCAAUCCGCAAGAAACAGAUUUUGAUCUUACAUGGCAUAGAGACUCUGUCCCUGCUGAAACACCGGAGGAGAAAGAAGAAGAGUACUUGGAAAUACCCCAUUAUGGUACACAAUGGAAUACAGCUUUGUAUGAAGACGGCUGUUUGUACGUUGUUCCUCGCUCUCAUCGUCGUGUCCGUACGGCCGAGGAACGGCACAUUACGAUCCACGAUGCCAAAAGCCACGCUAUGCCCAAUAUGAUGAAGGUCGUCUUAAAACCAGGCCAAACCGUCUUUUACGAUAACAACAUCCUCCAUCGUGCUGCCUAUGAAUGCAAAUCUAAAAGAGCUACUUUGCAUGGAUCUAUGGGCACUAUCGAAGGCGGUCAUCAUCGUGCUGCUACUAUCUUCCAACACGGAUUGGACUGGAUGAGUUCGGAACAAUUUCAGAGUAGUUUGCCAUAUUCUUUGGAAAAGCCUUAUGCUAAUCUGUUAGCCAUGUCUAAAAGGGCAGGAUUAACAAAGUUAGAAGCAGCACCUAUUCAUUAAAAUAGGCAAAUAUACUUUUUUCUUUUUCUGUUAUAACUCUACAAAAUUUUGGAACAUGGACGUUGUGAGUAAAAAGAAGAUGCAUUUUUUCGUUUUGUACUUUA